UUCAGAUUUGUGGCGCCAAAUAUUUCCAACUUAAGUGCAGAGGAUAAUGAGAAACGAUUAAACUAUUUCCUUAACAAGUAACUGACCAUGUCUGCUCUCUUCAACUGCAGCCCCGAACUCGUAUUCUCCAACCUAUCCUUUCAAUCUUACAAUUCAUCCUUGAAAUUUCCCAUCACCGCAAAUCUUUUAUUUUUAUCUUCUAAGAAGAAUUCAGCUUCGACGCUUUUUUGCUCUCGUAGAACUCAUGAGGAGUCCAGCGCAGGAGAUGAGGAGACGAACCAAUCAAGGAGACUCUCCGAGCAGUCUUCUUGGGAAGCAAAGGACUCAGAGGGGAGAGAUUAUCUUUACAGGCUGGGGAAAGAGGCUGAUAAUAUGAAUAUCGCAGUGGGAGCUAGGGCUGGCAUCAUUGAUGAUUUAUUCGUUGGGGAUUUUCUUGGGAGAGACUCGGAUAUCGUGUUUGAUUACAGGCAAAAGGUGACUAGAUCGUUUGAGUACCUUCAAGGCGAUUAUUACAUUGCCCCAAUUUUCAUGGAGAAAGUUGUAUGUCACAUUGUGAAGAAUUAUAUUGCUCAUGUUCUCAACACCAAAGUUCCUUUAAUCCUAGGUAUUUGGGGAGGAAAAGGUCAAGGGAAAUCAUUUCAGACAGAACUUAUAUUCCAGGCAAUGGGAAUUGAGCCAGUCAUUAUGUCUGCUGGGGAGCUUGAAUCAGAGAAAGCAGGUGAACCAGGAAAACUCAUACGUGAACGGUAUAGGACAGCUUCUCAAGUAGUCCAGAACCAAGGGAAAGUCAGUUGUUUGAUGAUCAAUGAUAUUGAUGCUGGGCUAGGAAGAUUUGGAAAUACUCAAAUGACCGUCAACAACCAAAUUGUUGUUGGGACUCUGAUGAAUUUGGCAGAUAAUCCUACAAGAGUUAGUAUUGGACAGGACUGGAGAGAAUCGGAUGUGACACAUAGAAUUCCUGUCAUCGUAACAGGGAAUGAUUUUUCUGUCAUUUAUGCUCCUCUGAUUCGUGAUGGAAGAAUGGAAAAAUUUUAUUGGCUACCAACCCAUGAAGAUAUUGUAAAUAUUGUCCAUAAAAUGUACGCGAAGGAUGGGAUAUCCAGGGAUGAAGUUGUAGGCAUUGUAAACACAUUUCCUAAUCAAGGUUUGUCUUUUUCUUGCACGGGUUGUAGGGACUUAAUACAUUUUUGUAUCCUUAGAUCCAGAAAUUUAGUCAGGAAGUUGUGCUCAAAGCAUUUACCACUUUCUCCAAAGCCAUAUGAAGUCAUCGUUAAUCAUACUUCAUUUUAUUUUAUUGCAAGGUCAAACAGGUGCAGAACUGCUGAACUUGCACCUUGGUGCAGCUCUAGUGGCUUUUCAGUCCCUUACUUAUUCUCCAAGUUUGGUCCAAUCUGGGAUUUCCUACUGUAAAGGGUUGAAGCAAAG
This is a messenger RNA of Telopea speciosissima, 1425 nucleotides long. RefSeq names its product ribulose bisphosphate carboxylase/oxygenase activase, chloroplastic-like. The transcript is spliced from 9 exons. The record is from RefSeq and is a predicted model, not a curated record. Gene Ontology annotation, molecular function: ATP hydrolysis activity; ATP binding. NCBI's taxonomy places the organism in Eukaryota, Viridiplantae, Streptophyta, Magnoliopsida, Proteales, Proteaceae. Bases 88 to 1410 code for a protein of 440 amino acids.